UAAGCACUAGAGCCACGUUUAAGAAUAUCGUUAAUGAGUCUAGUAUAACCGGCAAGAGAUUUGAUCUUCUAAGUAGGGUGUUUCGCGAAAGAAACAGUGGCAGAUGCUAGGAUAGGGACAAGCUUCCAAUAUGCCACAUGCAGUCAUCUCUCUUGGUUAAAAUAGCAUUCAUGGAGUGCUUGGUCCUACAGAUUCUUCUGCCGCCUGGUAAGACCUUCCGGGUGUUUGAGACCAUGCACCUGUUCGUCGCACAUGAGAGGGCCACUGGUCUCAAAUACAGAGGAACUUAUCACGCAUGGAUAAUAUCGAGGGCUUCACAGUGGAUGUUAUUGAUGGACGUCUGCCAAGAUUGUUGAGAGGGAAGCUGGGACUUGAACCCGUGGCCGUGAGGAAUGGGAAUACGAAGCACUGUGCCACAGCUACAGGAUCGUCCGUGGUGCAUGACACGGCGAC
This is a messenger RNA of Aspergillus pseudotamarii, 453 nucleotides long. RefSeq lists its product as uncharacterized. Bases 138 to 356 code for a protein of 72 amino acids. Lineage: Eukaryota; Fungi; Ascomycota; Eurotiomycetes; Eurotiales; Aspergillaceae. The record is from RefSeq and is a predicted model, not a curated record. The transcript is spliced from 3 exons.